UCAAAGUCUCUGCAUAGAAGAAGACUUCACUUACUCUUUUCUCUCUCAUUUCUCACACACAACACACAUUACCAUCAGACUUCGGAAAUUCUCUCUCUUCCCGCGCGUAUUCUCUCGUUCCUCCGAAAUGUCUAAUAAGCAUACUAUUAUUCUGAUGCAAACAUCCCAACACAGAGCAACCCGCACGUUCAUGGACUACGAGUCGAUCACCCAAGCAAUGGAUGGAAUCUGCGGGCUAUAUGAACGAAAACUGAAGGAGCUUAAUCCAGCCAUAAGAAACAUCACAUACGAUAUCUCGGAUCUCUACAAUUUCAUUGAUGGCCUUGCUGAUUUGAGUGCAUUAGUCUACGACCACUCCAUUCAGGCUUACCUUCCAUACGACCGACAAUGGAUCAAGCAGAAAACGCUCCAGCACUUGAAGAAACUGGCUCAGUGAUCAUCAAAGAUGUCGCGUAAUCGCUACUUGGUAUUGCAAUGACCGGCGAAGUGUUAUGUGUUUUGGUUCAGCUGGACCAUCCACCAUUCUAGAAUUCUGAAAUUUGGAACUUGUGUGUAUGAGUAUCCCAUCUCAUGUAUCCUUAUUUUGUGGAAAUACAGUGAUGCUUUCUCUCUCUCUCUCUAGAGUUAUGGUAUUGUUGCUACUUGUUAGAUAAGUAAGUGCAUUUUGUAACUUUUUAUCGGCUUUGAUAAAAUUGCUCUUGUAGCCUUUGCCCAAACAUUGAUUCGUAUAUAAUUAAUGCCUAUGUUUGCGUAUUUUGGCA
Molecule: messenger RNA, 761 nt
Organism: Salvia splendens (bonfire salvia)
Lineage: Eukaryota; Viridiplantae; Streptophyta; Magnoliopsida; Lamiales; Lamiaceae
Product: enhancer of rudimentary homolog
Exons: 4
Coding region: 128-436 (102 amino acids)
Source: RefSeq, a predicted model, not a curated record